Molecule: messenger RNA, 2598 nt
Organism: Lytechinus variegatus (green sea urchin)
Lineage: Eukaryota; Metazoa; Echinodermata; Echinoidea; Temnopleuroida; Toxopneustidae
Product: zinc finger protein 862-like
Exons: 3
Coding region: 709-1812 (367 amino acids)
Molecular function (GO): protein dimerization activity
Source: RefSeq, a predicted model, not a curated record
UAUUAUUGUAUUUUCUUUGUUAAUAUGUUCAUUAAAAAGUGUUGCAGAAACCAAUAAAUGAGAAAAAAAUGAGAACAUACAUGUUAUAUACAUAUUGUACGCUGCAAUCAAUGCACUAACCGUCACCGCGCGCGAUUUAGCCAGCGCGCCGCGGCCGAGCCUCGUGUAAUUUCGAUGCGGACGUCCGGACCUGAAGCCAGCCGGUGUCGAGUCGUCAGGAAAUCUGUAAGUUUUUAAUUGAUGUCAAUUAUCUGAUGAAAUUAAACAUAAAAUGCAGUUUGGCAUUUUCGUGAAAUAGUCCACCCCUCCUUAACAUUGACAGUUAACUUUACAUGCGUUUGUUUUGUUAGCGGCCGCAAGGACCUCGCUGAUCUCCUUACCAAUUAACGUUAGACCUAAACACGCAAAAAAAAAAUAAUAGGCUUAACGUUAGGCCUAAGGCCUAUGAACAGUGAAUAAUAAUAAAAUCUAAUUUAAAAAAAAAAGGCGGGACUAAGGCCUAUUUCAUGAUUUGGCUGGCAGUUUAAACUUUUAUUUUUUGUAGACUAAAGUUAUAUUUUGUUUUUUUUUGUGACUCUAGGCCUAGGACAUCACUUAGGCCGCAAACCUUGAGAAUUCAGGUCCAGAUCAUGCAGAUGGAGUGUGGUCAUCACUACCUCAGGUGAGGGUUCGUGUUUGGUCCUCUCCAAACAUCCUGACAUCCUGGACAUGAUGGAGAUGAAUUACAAGGUGUAUAAGGUUUCUCCAAAGCUUUAUAGAGAGUUGCAGGAGAUGGCGGAACUGAUGGGUGCAAAGGUCAGAAAACCAAAUCGCACUCAGGGAACCAGGUGGCUGGCACAUCUUGGAAAUGCUCUGGAUGCAAUCCUGAAAAACUAUGCCCCGCUGAUAAGCCACCUAGAGGAUCUUGUUGCAGACCGGCGAUCGAGUGCUGAUCUUCAAGGCAAAGCCAGACGCAUCCUGAAGAUCAUAACUGAUUUCCCGACACUUAAGUUCAUGUUCUUCUUGCAAGACAUCCUUGACAGUAUGAGCAAGCUGAGCAAGAAUCUACAAAAAGAUUCAUCUAGCCUUGCUGAAGCUUCACGUGCAGUAGAUGCAACCUCCUUCCAGCUUGGAAAUUUGGGAAGGGAGGCAGGGAAACACCUUCAGUCAUUCUUAGAGGAGAUGAGGGGAUCAGAUGACCAAACUUCAUUCAGGGGGCAUGAACUGAAGAGGGUUGAGAUGGAAGACAAAUUCGACAGAAACAGGUCAGAUGUGGUGAAUAAACUUCAGAGGCACCUCACCAAGCGCUUUGAAAGUUUAAGGCAAGACGAAGUGUCCGCAGCUACUACCAUCUUGAACACCAUCCAGUGGCCCCAAACAUCUGAUGAAUUGGAGUCGUAUGGAAAUACUUCAGUUGACUUUGUGUGUCGGCAUUUUAAGGCAAUCCUGGAGCAUCAUAAGUGUGAGUUGGAAAGCAUUAUGUAUGAGUGGCAGGAGGCCAAGCUAUACAUCUCUGGCCUCCCAAGAGCAAGACAGCAGAGUGCUUGGAAGGACAUUAUAAUGGAUGAAGAGCUGCGAGCAAAGAUUCCAAACUUACUUCACAUUGUGGAGAUACUUCUGGUUCUUCCCAUUUCUACAGCGGCUUGUGAAAGAGGCUUCAGUUGUAUGAAGCGGGUGAAAUCCGACUGGCGAUCAUCUUUGACAGUUGAUAUGCUCUCUAAGUUGAUGUUUGUUGUGUUAAAUGGCCCAGAGGUGAAAGACUUCAAUGCAGCCGGUGCACUCAAAGUAUGGUGGAAGUCAGAGAGAACACGGCGCACCGACUACAUGGAUUAGAUUACUUAACCAUGAGUGACGCAAAGUUCGCAAACAGUAACACCUAAAAUGACUUUGAAAUACACAACUCAGUAUUGCAGGACUUGAGUGCAAAGAAUAACUUUCAAACUAAAACUUAUCUUACUUUUAAUGUGUGUGAAAACUAAAAUGAUAUAUAUUUUUUACUUUUAUAAACAAAGAGUCUAAAGUUCAUUAGUUUUGUAAAUUAUAAUUAAGUAUAGUGAAAAAUGUAAAACAGGGUACCAUUGUGCAGUGCUGGUAUCAUCAUUAUUCAGUAUUGGGGUGUGGAGAUUGACAGUUGUCAAUUAUGCCAAUUCUCAGGCUUAGUACUUGCCAUCUUUAUCUUAAUACCGUCCGGUUUUACUGUCAUUGUCGUUGUGUGUGAAGUAUGUCAUCUUUAUUAGGGUGCAAUCGCAAAUCCUUAAGUUUAUGACUUAUGAGUUUAACCAGGCUAUAUCCAGCUAGGGGUGUGUUAACUAUUAACUUGCCAUAUUUGGGGGAAAUGUACUACAGGGCAUGUUUCAGUAUUGAGAGUAUGUAGACUGUAAACUCCAAAUACAUUCAAACCACAUGUGUGAGAUACAUUCAUUCGGUUAGUUUCAGAUUCAAAUUUAUAAACAAGGCUUUAUAAGAUUAUUUCUUAGUAAUUUUAUGUGAAAUAACAUGCAAUAUAAAAUAAGAUAUCAGGAAAUUGUGCAAAACAGGGUUUGUUCAUGUGGUGUGCCUGGGUGUGGACAGUGUACAGUAGCGGACCGUGACCCGGAGGAGACAAAGCAUUGGGGGGCA